This is a messenger RNA of Anoplophora glabripennis (Asian longhorned beetle), 2565 nucleotides long. Its product is annotated as dynein intermediate chain 3, ciliary-like. Gene Ontology annotation, cellular component: outer dynein arm. The record is from RefSeq and is a predicted model, not a curated record. Gene Ontology annotation, molecular function: dynein light chain binding; dynein heavy chain binding. NCBI's taxonomy places the organism in Eukaryota, Metazoa, Arthropoda, Insecta, Coleoptera, Cerambycidae. The coding region runs from base 658 to 2532 and encodes 624 amino acids. The transcript is spliced from 9 exons. Gene Ontology annotation, biological process: outer dynein arm assembly; cilium movement.
UUCGGGCUCGUAUAGUCUCCAUGGUUUUGUGGUUAAAAUUGUUUUUUCCGUUUUUGUUUUUAUUAAAGACGUGUCUACUAUCUAUACAGUUUCAAAUACAGUUAAUAUGAGUGUGGAAGAUUUGAAUUUGAUUAUCGAACAAUAUAUGGAAAGUGAAGUAGAGUGUUGUAAAAGUAGAAAAAUUUAUAGCGCUCUUGAAAAUAUUGUUAUUCGAAAAGAUUAUUUACAAAAUUUAGACCCGAUUUCACAGUUAGAUGAAAUGAAAAUAAGUGAUAGUACAUCGAAUAGCCGUCUUCUAAAAAAUAAAUCUUUAACGAAAGUAACAAAUGUGAACAAAUCAAAAAACGCUCAUACAUCAACACCUGACAAUAAACAGUUUAUAUUGGUUCAGAAACAAAUACAGCAGUUUGAAAGUUAUAAAAAUUGUAUCAAUCGUGUUUCUGACAAAUAUUGCACAGAAUUUUUGCAUUUACUGGAGGUUCAGAACCGGAAGUUAUCUCAAUCAACAAAAAGUAAACAAGAUGGUUAACAUUAUCAUUAACUAAGUUUGUAAUUUGUUAAAAUAGUUAUUUUAAGACAAUUUUUUUUGACCUCGAUCUCCAUGGUUUCCAUAUUAUUGAUUAUACUUCAGAAAUAACUAGUUUGUUAAUUAUAAACAUGGAAGUUCAAUACGCAUAUCAAAAGAAAAGAAGCGAAUUUGGGAGGCAAUGUUUAUUUUCAGAUAGAGGACCAGAAUUAAUAGACAAUUUUCCAUCCGACAAACAGUUGCAUAAGAACUUCCUUUUAAGAGAUCCUGUAUCAAGAAGUACACAAUGUGCUCCUAUACAAGCAGAACAUUACUUAAAUACUAUGAGAGCAGAGUUCACAAAUUCUUCCAUGAAUCACGUCGAAGGUGGCUGGCCGAAAGAUGUAAAUACUGCUGAUGAAGAACAAACCAAACGGUAUAGAAGAAAAAUAGAGAAAGAUGAGGGAUAUUAUCACACGAUGAUGCAGUUAUUUAAGAAUAUGGAAAACUGUAUUUUGCAAAACAAUGCCAUAAAUAUAUACCAGCAAUAUUUCUCAGACGUUGAGCCCACAACUUUGGUAGAAAGGAGUUCAGCGAGAACUGUUAAUCUAUAUCAGGACCAAUGCAACCCUACUAGGCCCAUUACACAUAUAUCUUGGUCUCCUGAUAAUCAAACAAAAUUGGCUGUGUCACACUGCAAUUUAAUAUUUCAACCAAAAGGCCAAAGGGACUCCACAUUUUCGUAUAUUUGGGAAGUUGAAAAUCCGAAUCGUCCUUUGAUUAUUCUCAAACCAGAAUAUUCGGUGGUUUGCUUGGAAUAUAACCAAAAAGAUCCACAUUCCUUGGUUAGUGGUCAGAUAAACGGACAAGUAGCCCUUUGGGAUACAAGAAAGAGUUACGAACCUGUUGAAUUAAGUGUUAUCGAGUCAAGUUUUAGAGAUCCUGUACAUAAUGUGUUAUGGAUACACUCAAAAACGGGAACAGAAUUUUUCAGCUCGUCCACAGACGGACAGGUGAAGUGGUGGGACAUAAGGAAACUGUCAGAACCCACGGAAACUCUAAUUCUUGACAACAACAAAGAAGAAGAUCAAAAAAUAUCUAAUGCAUUUGGAGCGUCUUGUUUAGAGUACGAGAAUACCAUCCCGACCCGUUUUAUGGUUGGCACAGAGCAGGGAGUGGUAAUUUCUUGCAACAGAAAAGGCAAAACCGCAUUAGAGAAAAUGACUACCAGGUUCUCUGCCCAUAUGGGGCCAGUUUUAGCACUGCAGAGAAACCCUGGCUUUGUCAAGAACUUUUUAACUAUCGGAGACUGGUCCGCCAAGAUUUGGUCGGAAGACUGUCGCGAGAGUGCAAUAAUGUGGACAAGUUUCCACAAGGCCAUGUUAACCGAUGGAUCUUGGAGUCCUACAAGAUUAUCUGUCUUCUUCACAACAAGAAGUGAUGGUACACUAGAUGUUUGGGAUAUUUUACAACAACAAAAACAAGCGUCCUUAAGUGUAAAAGUUGCGGAUGAGCCUCUGAAAUGUCUUAGAACUCAUGAUAUGGGUCGAUUGGUGGCUGUCGGCAACCAAAAAGGAUCCAUAUAUUUGGUAGAAUUCAGCGAGAACUUAUCAGUUUGCAAUAAAAACGACAAGAUGCUACUAACCGCAAUGUUUGAAAGAGAAAGUCGUCGUGAAAAGAUAUUAGAAGCUCGAAAUAGGGAAUUGCGUUUGAAAUUAAAACAAACAAAACAAGCAGCAGAUAAUGUAGAUGAAGAUGUUGCCGAAGAAGAAGUCGAAACUGUCGCUGAAGGAGUGUUUCAAGAUAAUUUUGUCCAACAAGCCGAGACUGAGUUUUAUCAAACCAUUGAGAAAGCAUUGGCAGCUUCCAAACCACCUCCAGAGGUACCCCCUACUCCGACGGAACCUGAAGUAAUACCGCAGCUGGAACCGCAGCCAGAACCAGAACCGCAGCCGCCGCCAGCACCUGAACCAGAAUUGCCUUCUGAUCCUCCAGUGAAAGAGAAAAAAGGAAAGAAGAAAAAGUAGUUUUGUGUGUUCAUUAUAAAUUUGUAUUUAUUU